Molecule: messenger RNA, 840 nt
Organism: Labeo rohita (rohu)
Lineage: Eukaryota; Metazoa; Chordata; Actinopteri; Cypriniformes; Cyprinidae
Gene: birc5a
Product: baculoviral IAP repeat containing 5a
Exons: 4
Coding region: 98-526 (142 amino acids)
Source: RefSeq, a predicted model, not a curated record
ACUUCAACCGGAAGAAAACACAGCAGCAAGCAAGUCACUCGAGCACUUCGGUCUUCUAUCUCAUUAUUUUAAUCUUACUUUCUAUAUUCGAAGAAAAAUGUCUCUUAGUAGUGACGACCAGACUAAAAUGUACUUUUAUGAGAACAGACUUAAAACAUUCGUUGGUUGGCCGUUUGACGAGGGCUGCAUUUGCACUCCAGAAAACAUGGCCAAAGCUGGAUUUAUUCACACCCCGUCGGAGAAUAGUCCAGAUAUAGCACAGUGUUUCUUUUGUCUGAAAGAGCUGGAAGGAUGGGAACCAGAGGAUGAUCCUGAGAAAGAGCAUAAAACACAUUCCUCUACCUGUGAUUUUAUCUUGCUGAAGAAGACUGUGGACAGCCUGACUGUGGAGGAAUUUCUGAAACUUCAGAAAGAGAGACAGAAGUUUAUCAUUAAAAAAUCCUGUACCCAAGCUAUUGAUAAAUUUGAAGAGGUGGUGAAGAUCAAGAGAGCCCAGAUCAUCCAGACUGCAAUGGGGGAAGAGUGAAAAAUGAGUUUCAUUUUGCUGUGGUCUGAUUUCUUUUGUGGACCUAAAUUUCUUGUUUUCUUUCCUUUGUAUGUCACUGAACAUUGUAUGUUCUUUUUUUAAGUGUCACCUGUGAUGAAAUUUGUAUGUCACACCACCUGUUGAAAUGUAUACACUUCCUUCCUCCUUUUAUGGUAUUUAUUUAAAACAAGCUUAAUAAAAAGACUCUCCCAUAGCCUCUGUAAAAUGUUUUUAGGGACAUUUUUCAUUCUCAUGUCUUGUUCUGUAAAUCUUUCGUAUGUUUGUCUAUUCAGUAUGAAAGCUGAAAUAAAAAA